Messenger RNA from Psilocybe cubensis, 1002 nucleotides. RefSeq lists its product as uncharacterized. Bases 1 to 1002 code for a protein of 333 amino acids. Lineage: Eukaryota; Fungi; Basidiomycota; Agaricomycetes; Agaricales; Agrocybaceae. The record is from RefSeq and is a predicted model, not a curated record. The transcript has 5 exons.
AUGGCCCUUCCACCAGGCCAAGAUGUUCAGGCCAUGUUUGUUGUGGCUCUGAUUUAUGGCCUAUAUCUGUCGACUCUCUUCCACUGCCUGCGAUGGCUCAUCUUCACGGACGAAGGUUGGAAGGCCCGAUCACGCAUUAGCUGGACCCUGGUCACCAUUACAAUAGCGAUAUGGGUGCUCUCAACGAUCUCUAAAGUGCUCCAGCUCAUUGGUGCGGUCCAUGUAGCCGACCACGCAAGUAAACCUUCCACGACUACCUCACAGGAGUAUACAGGAUCGACAGCACUUCCAUGGAUGUCGGUGGCUAUUUGUACCGAUUCAAAUUUGACUACCCUCCUAGCAGACUCUGUUCUCAUAUAUCGCUGCUGGAUUGUUUACAACAAUUCCAAGCGGGUCAUCACAUUUCCAGUAUUCUUGUGGGUUGGUGGGUUGAUGCUCACUGGACUACAAGCGUAUUGGCAGAUAGUACAAAGUGCCUCGAUAGCUGGCACUUGGCAGCCGGUGAACAUGCAAGUUGGACCUGGUACUAUCUUGACUCCAUUUUGGGCGUCAACGAUUCUGUUAAAUAGUUAUGCAACAAUUAUGAUUGUGCGUAAGAUUUCAUCGGUCUCCAAAAAAUCUGAAGCUGGUGGCACAUCGGUUAGCGCCCUAAGAUUCACCAUGCGCGUACUGGUCGAAUCAGGUGCCUUAUACCUCACUACAGCCAUCGCGCACUUUGUUGUAUGGUGGACUCCGAACGCGUUUGCCAUUUCCAUCAUAUCAGAUAUGAACCUGGGUGUUACCGGAAUUGCUUUCAACUUGAUUUUAAUCCGCGUGGCCCAGCGGCGAGUCGACGAAGAAAAAUCAUCCGAUUUUCAUGGCCGUAUUGGGGCCAUAUCUUCCAUCCGCUUCAAUCAGAGUAUCGGUGAAAGUAAAGAAAUUGACACCGUAGAACGCACGCCAACCAUUGAUAUAGAGGCUGGUACCUCUCACGAAAUAAAUCAAUGCGUGGAGACUGUGUAA